GAUCAGUGUAGCCUACCUACCGAGGUGGAGGGACGAUGCCACCGUCUCGUAAUAACGGACAGUGCACGAACAGACCGCGUCAUCGAAAUUAAGAAUAUAAACCGUUAUUGAAACAGAUUGGGGAGAAAAUAAAGGGAAAGACAGUUUAUGCAAUUAAAAAAUAUAUCUUCUCCGAAAGAAAGGAAAAUACUUAAAACUGUAGGAACUCCCUGGCUCACAUCCACAAAAGUGAUUCUGUCAUAAUGAAGAAGAGCAAUCUAGCCAAACGGGGUCCUCAAGAUGUCAACCAGCUGUCAUCGCAGCCAGACAAAGUAGGCUGGAUCCGCAAGUUCUGUGGCAAAGGGAUUUUCAGGGAAAUAUGGAAAAACCGUUUCGUGAUACUGAGAGGAGACCAUCUGUACAUCUCUGAGAAAGAGGUGAAGGAUGAGAGGAAGGUCCAGGAGUUGUUUGACCUGGCUGACUACGAACGCUCUGAGGAGCUGCGCAAGGCCAAGAGUCGCAGUAAGAAGAACCACAGCAGGUUCACCCUGCUUCGCUGCAAGCAGCCUGGGAAUAUGGUGCCCAAUCUUGUGUUUUUGGCCGUUAGCCCUGAGGAGAAGGAGUCAUGGGUCAAUGCCCUCAAUACAGCCAUCAUCAAAGCCAAGAACCGCAUUUUUGACGAGGUCACAAUUGAAGAGGACAGUGUCCUGGUGCACCCUACACGUGAUCGUGUCAAGAUUCCCCAUGCACGGCGCUUGCCCACCCGGGGACACCUCAUGGCUGUGGCAUCCACCUCUUCAGACGGAAUGUUGACCCUUGACCUUGUCCACGAGGAAGAUGGCUCCACCCCAGAUGAUGAGGAAGAAGGCUUCUGGGAAAAUAACUUCCGGGUUGACCUAGACAAACGGACCACAGGUCGUCAGCGUUCUGGCACAGAUGUCUCCAAACUCUGUGUCACCACAAGGGACCCAAGGGUACCCAAGACGGGCAGCCUGCCCCGCGGGAGCGAGCUCUCCUGGGGCCGUGCGCACCAUCUUGAGGCUCAAUCCCACACCCCUCAACCAGGGAAGAGGUUCAGUGCCCAGGGUAGGAGCCGCUGUGCCUCCAUGGACGAGGUCCUUUCCUCACGGCCAGUCAGAGGUGUCCUUCGCCCUCGCCCCACAGAUGAACCUGUCCAGCCUGUUGGACAACUGCAGAGUCUUAUCGCCCAGAAAAUGCAGAGGGCUCAGGAACUGCUGGAAGAAAUGCGAUUGGAGGAACUGCAACAUGCAAAGGGAAUUGACUCGCCCUAUCUGAAGGGCAUUGACUCGCCUCGCUUGCACCAUCUGAGAGGGUCUGAGUCUCCUCACUCCAGGGCCUCAGGCUCACCUCGCAGUAAGAAUAGUGACUCCCCACGUUUGAGGGUAAAAGACUCGCCUCGUUUGAAGGGGAAAGACUCGCCUCGUAUGAAGGGCAAGAAGUCCCGCUCAAAAGGUACAGACUCACCCCAUUCAAAGAGUGAUGACUCUCCUAAUUUGAGGGGUAAGGACUCUCCCCGUCUCAGGGUUACAGACUCUCCCCGUCUCAGGGCUGCUGAUUCUUCCCGUUUCAUGGAAACACACUCGCCAAGUCUGAAGGGUUCUGAAUCCCCACGUCUCAAGAACAUUGGUUCACCGUUUUCAAAAAGUUUUGACUCAUCUAGUCUGAAGGAUUCUGUCUCGCCUCGCAUCAAGGAUACUGAUUCUCCUGUUCUGAGGGGUAAGGACUCGCUAAAUAUAAUUGGCAAGAAUUCUCAGAGUCUGAAGAGUAUCGGCUCAACUUGUCCGAAGGGUGCUGACUCGCCCCAUCUGAAGGGUGCUAACUCUCCCCGUCUGAAGGGUGCUGACUCGCUCCGUCUGAAAGGUAAUGACUCGCCCCAUAGUAAGAGUGCACACUCACUUAUCAGUGACUGUGAUUUGGAGAGUAGACGGGCGGAGGCGGAGCGUCUUCUGCAGGAAGCCGUCUCCUCCUGGCGUCAGGCUAAGGAGGUGCUGGAGGAGGUGAAGGAGCUGCAGACGCAGUCACUAAACCGCCGCUCCGAAAAGAAAACAAUGGAGAGGCCCCCAACACCGCCACAGGACUAUAGGCUGGGGGACCAGUGACUCUGUCGCCAACACAGCUGAAAAGCAUGCUGGCUUCUCUCCAAACAAAGACAAUAAGAAAGAGCACUAGGGGCAUGGAGUAAAUGUUCUGUCACGUUUUUGUUGUCAUUGCUUUCCAGUGUUGAAGCACAAAGCUUUUAGGCUUCACUGCUCAUUUUACACUGUUCUAUCUUGAUCCUUGUUUCCAUACCGUAUACUAGUCAAAUUAAGCUGAGCAAGUCAUGACAGAAUUAUUUUAUUAGCACGGCUGUUUCCUUGCUGGUGUGAAUAGGUUAGAUGGACCUUGACCUCAUAAUAUGAUUCUGGGCAUUUGUUUUUGUUCCCUUUGUCAAAGGCUCUGUGGUCCACUCUGUGGUCCACUCUGUGGUCCACUCUGUGGUCCACUCUGUGGAUGGAGGGAUGGGCGUCUGGGCUGUGGAAGCAGAGCAGAGCUUAAUCCUGGUUUGUGGAUGGGGGGUGACUCAGACUGAGAGGCAUAAACAAGGCUAGAGUGGGGGUGCCCUGCCUCGGUGACACUGACACCCCCAAGGAAAGUCAUGCUGUUCAUGUAUUUACAUUUAUUAUCCGCCAGAGGUCGAUUAGGUUUCAUUGCAAAAUGCUUUGCACUGUAAAUAGAAGUAUGAAAUGCUUUUUUAUAAUGGACAAAUGGAAUGAGAAUGUUUGCGUGGAAACAUUGUCUGAGGAGCAUUAUUUCAGUCUGAAAUGCAUACAUGGAGAAGAUGCCUGGGAUUUCUCUCUUUCGGUUAGCUUCAGUUAUUGACAAGGUGCAGUCCAGUCCAAUGACCUUGAAGCCACAAGAUUUCCCCCAGUCAGAAACCUAGUAUUGUAGUUGUUGGUCUUCUCAGAGACCGAAUGCAAAAGGUGAUCUUUCUCUUACUCUGAGCGCGUUAUGUUUAUUUUAUUUUAUUUUACCUUUAUUUAACCAGGCAAGUCAGUUAAGAACACAUUCUUAUUUUCAAUGACGGCCUGGGAACAGUGGGUUAACUGCCUGUUCAGGGGCAGAACGACAGAUUUGUACCUUGUCAGCUCGGGGGUUUGAACUCACAACCUUCCGGUUACUAGUCCAACGCUCUAACCACUAGGCUACCCUGCCGCCCCAGGGCGUGUCCUGAGCUGAGCAAUACUAUUCCAGGGACAGAUUCAAGAUGUUAACAUUCUGCAAUCAAACUGAUUCAUUUGCCAAGCUGGAUUCCUGACAUGUAUAGCUAAAACUCACAGACCACUUUGAUUGCAAGGAUAUCAAGUGACUAACUGCUUCGCUUUAUUAAAUACACUUCUAUUUUCGG
Oncorhynchus kisutch (coho salmon) is the source of this 3385-nucleotide messenger RNA. Its product is annotated as pleckstrin homology domain-containing family O member 1-A. Gene Ontology annotation, biological process: regulation of myoblast fusion. The transcript has 6 exons. Gene Ontology annotation, cellular component: muscle cell projection membrane; ruffle membrane. The coding region runs from base 243 to 2099 and encodes 618 amino acids. NCBI's taxonomy places the organism in Eukaryota, Metazoa, Chordata, Actinopteri, Salmoniformes, Salmonidae. The record is from RefSeq and is a predicted model, not a curated record.